UGCAAAGAAGAGAACCACUGCAAGACCAUAUUGCUUGAAAAACGCUGAAUUUCACGUGGAAACUUCGAAACUCUGAAAACAUAGAGAAGAUGAAGAAAGAGAUUAUGGACAUAUAAACAGUGAAGGGAAGAAGAGGGUCUUUGUCGUUGUCCUUCAUUUCCGUGAAACAUGAUUCAACAAAUAUUUGUCCUCAAGAAGGACUCCAUGGACAUUAAAGCUACUAAGAAUUUUCCAGCAACAUUGAGGUUGGUAGUUUUAGUCAUGGCUGCAACAUGUGGACUAUACAUUUGCUCAGUUAAUUUAGAGAAACCAACAAGGGUUCGUGUAAAUACCAAGUUGUUGGAACAGAAAGUCAUCAACCAUUCAUGUCAUACUUCUAGUGUAGAAGAAUGGGAAGAACCCUACUUGCACUACCCACAACCCAAAACAUACAACAGGGAAGAGUGUGCAUGCAAUCCUGUGAGAUUUUUUUGCAUAUUGACAAUGCAAAGAUCAGGGAGUGGAUGGUUUGAGACUUUGUUGAACAGUCAUAUGAAUGUGAGUUCCAAUGGGGAGAUAUUUGUUGUGGCCAAAAGAAGGGAAAAUGUAACUUCAAUUUUGAAGACAAUGGAUGAAGUGUUCAAUCUUGAUUGGUUCAGUGGUGCUUCCAAGAAUGAGUGUUCUGCGGCUGUGGGCUUCAAGUGGAUGCUUAAUCAGGGUUUAAUGGAUCAUCAUGAGGAGAUAGUGGAGUACUUUGAAAGGAGAGGAGUUUCUACAAUAUUCCUUUUCAGAAGGAAUUUGCUUCGCAGAAUGGUAUCUGUUCUUGCCAAUUCCUAUGACAAAAUUGCAAAGCCACUGAAUGGAACCCAUAAGUCUCAUGUACACUCCAAAGAAGAGGCUGGAAUUCUGGCGAAAUACAGGCCAUGGAUCAAUUCCACGUUGCUGAUGACAGAGAUAAAGCAAACAGAGGAGACAGUUGCAAAAGCUCUUCAAUACUUUAAGAACACUCACCACAUUGUUCUCCACUAUGAGGAUCUUGUUAAAAAUGCAACGAAGGUGAAAGAUGUUCAAGAAUUUCUGGGAUUGCCGUUGAGAGAUAUGCACAGCAGGCAGGUGAAGAUUCAUACUGGUCCAUUAUGGAAGCAAAUUGGAAACUGGGAAGAAGUGCGGAAAACGCUGAGAGGCACACCAUAUCAGAAUUUUCUCUUCCCAGACUAAUCAAAUAUAUGAUAGCUGAUUUUGACACUAAAAUACAAAAUUCUUUGACUGGCAAUUGGAUUACUUUUCGUUCACCAGAGCCACCACUUGGAAACUUUAACCACAGUGCGGAGGAAGAUUCAAAUUAGCUUCU
Messenger RNA from Vigna unguiculata (cowpea), 1330 nucleotides. RefSeq lists its product as uncharacterized. NCBI's taxonomy places the organism in Eukaryota, Viridiplantae, Streptophyta, Magnoliopsida, Fabales, Fabaceae. Gene Ontology annotation, molecular function: sulfotransferase activity. The record is from RefSeq and is a predicted model, not a curated record.